Gossypium raimondii (Peruvian cotton) is the source of this 594-nucleotide messenger RNA. RefSeq names its product protein SEED AND ROOT HAIR PROTECTIVE PROTEIN-like. Lineage: Eukaryota; Viridiplantae; Streptophyta; Magnoliopsida; Malvales; Malvaceae. The transcript has 3 exons. Bases 1 to 594 code for a protein of 197 amino acids. The record is from RefSeq and is a predicted model, not a curated record.
AUGGUUGGAUUUGCUCUCAAUGGAGGUGGUUCAGCAUCGUUUUCAAUCACACUCCAUAGAUCAUGUGCCUGGAGGCUUCAAUGCUGCACUUCUAGUUACUUUGCUGCUGCUAAGCUUGACAGUAGCUGGCUGCUGGUUCCAUGUUGCAUUGCAGUCCAGCUUUCAACAAAGAGAAAGAAGAGCUACUCUCCAUUGGUGUUGAAGGGAUCGGAGCUACUCUCCAUUGGUGUUGAAGGGAUCGUUUUAUACAAAUUAGGUUCUAAUUACUAUCCCAUGGUAGGGGCUUCAGCAAAAGUAAAAUGUGUAGCAGUUGAUGAGGUUGGGCUGGGCAAAACUGUCCCAAUAUGCAGUGUAGUAACUGAUGCAAAGGGUUACUUCUUUACAACAUUAUCUGCUUUAAACCUUAAAGAUUGCAAGGCUUUCCUUGAAAAGUCUCCAUUAGAAAGCUGCAAUGUUCCAACAGAUGUGAACAAAGGGAUAAGUGGUCCUCCUUUUUCAGGCUAUCGUGUUUUGAAUCAGAAGCAUACCAAGUUGUAUUCAUUGGGGCCUUUCUUCUUCACCUCUGGACCUAAAUCAGUCCCUAAUGGUUACUAG